Fonsecaea nubica is the source of this 1503-nucleotide messenger RNA. RefSeq lists its product as hypothetical. Gene Ontology annotation, molecular function: DNA-binding transcription factor activity; zinc ion binding; methyltransferase activity. Gene Ontology annotation, biological process: regulation of DNA-templated transcription; DNA repair. The record is from RefSeq and is a predicted model, not a curated record. Bases 1 to 1503 code for a protein of 500 amino acids. NCBI's taxonomy places the organism in Eukaryota, Fungi, Ascomycota, Eurotiomycetes, Chaetothyriales, Herpotrichiellaceae. The transcript has a single exon.
AUGCUCGCCGCCAUUAAUCGCGCCACGAUGAAUUUCCCAUUCUCAUACCCUUAUGACGACGAGUCGAGUUUUCAGUCCACGUAUGAUCCUUUAUCAAUGUCAAUGUCGACGUCAAUGGGGACGGUGUCCUCCGUUCCUCUUCCUAUCCAGCAGCACCACCAAGAUUCCAACAAGCGACGACAACGACGAUCUGACAACACGGCAAACGUCUUCCCCAGCCCUUGCGACAUACAGAGUCAGGAUUCGUCAUCAUCAUCAUCAUCCUCUUCUUUCCCAUCCGCCUGUCCUCUCGAUACAUACAGAAGCGAACCGUCGCGCUGGCGCGCCCUGGUGGCACGAGAUGCCCACGCCACCGACGCGUUCGUCUACGCCGUCGUCACCACAAAGAUCUACUGUCGCCCAGACUGCCCCGCGCGGCUGGCUCGACGGGCGAACGUCCGGUUCUUCGACCUGGCCGCACAGGCGGAGCGGGGUGGCUUCCGGGCUUGUAAGCGGUGCAAGCCGAAUCGGGCAAAGGCGUCUGUGUUUGGUGGUGGUGAGGUCGUGUCGUCGUCGACGUCAACAUCUUCAGCGCCGUCUCCUCGGUCCGAAGGGACUCCAGGUUCAUCGUCAGCAGCGGAAUCCCUCUCUGGUCCGAGGACCACCUCCCCCGUCUUGUUACCUGCGCCGGAUCAGCAAGGCCAGGAACAAGAACGGGAACAACAUAGCCAUGCGGCAGUAGACGGCCACGACGACGAAAACGAGAACGAGAACGAGAACGAGGACAUCCACGCCAAAAUCCAGCGUGCGGUACACCUCGUGCGUCAAGCGGCGCUGGAAAAGGCCCAGCCGUUGAGCCUCGCCCAGCUGUCCGCGCAGGUCGGCCUGAGUAAGUGGCAUCUACAGCGCGUGUUUAAGAAGAUCCAGGGCGUGACGCCGCGGGAGAUGGCGGAGCAGAUUCUCGAAGCGAAGGCGACGGCGACAACGUCACCAAAUCCAACACACUCUGCUGCAUCCAGUUCCAUGUCCAUGUCCAGAUCCCUUUCGAUCCCGGAAGGAGACGAAAUGACAACCUCUCGCCCUCACGCGCAGGGUCCCCAACCUCUUGCGCCACUACCUGUGAUGGGUUCCGCCACGGAGGAGUGGAUGGACGGCCUGCUCGACAGUGACAAUCUCUUCGAUUGUGACUAUGACUAUGACUAUGACUAUGACUUUGGGUAUAACGAUCCACGACCGCAGACACAGACGCAGACGCACCCGCAGCCGCACCCGCAGCAGUGGCAAUGGGAGGGAGCUCUGCCUCCACCUCAAGCAGCACCUCCGUCGGCGCAAUUCGCACAUGGCGUCCAGACCGUGAUGAUCCCUGUGGACAUGAACCCAAUUAUGGGUAUGGACUUUGACAUGGAGAUGGAUAUGAUCAUUGGUAUGGGUAUGGGUAUGGACAUCGACAUUGACAUGCACGCCUCCGACGCCGCCGAAAUAGAAGGGUUGCUGAACGACCUAUUCCCCGAGAUCCUUGUAUAA